Messenger RNA from Medicago truncatula (barrel medic), 2414 nucleotides. RefSeq names its product DEAD-box ATP-dependent RNA helicase 18. Gene Ontology annotation, molecular function: ATP binding; nucleic acid binding. The record is from RefSeq and is a predicted model, not a curated record. The transcript has 11 exons. Lineage: Eukaryota; Viridiplantae; Streptophyta; Magnoliopsida; Fabales; Fabaceae. The coding region runs from base 90 to 1859 and encodes 589 amino acids.
GGUAAGGAAAAAAACAGCCCUAAAACAACCACCAACAAAACCAACACAUCAAACUACAAACCUCGACAAAGACACUGAACGCCGCAACCAUGGAAUCCGAGUUCCCCAACAAAGCAUUAACCUCAACUCGUUUCUCCGACUUAAAACCACCACUCUCCGAGCCCGUUCUUCAAGCUCUCACAGACUCAAACUUUGAUUUCUGCACCCCUGUUCAAGCCGCCACUAUUCCCUUACUCUGCAGCUACAAAGACGUCGCAGUCGAUGCCGCCACAGGUUCCGGUAAAACCCUAGCUUUCGUCAUUCCACUUGUCGAAAUUCUUCGCCGCAACGCUUCCAAUCCCAAACCUCACCAGGUGCUUGGAGUGAUUAUAUCUCCUACUAGGGAAUUAGCGUCGCAAAUAUAUCAUGUUGCACAGCCUUUUAUUUCGACUUUAGCUAAUGUUAAAUCAAUGCUACUUGUUGGUGGAGUGGAAGUGAAAGCAGAUAUAAAGAAAAUUGAGGAAGAAGGGGCAAAUGUAUUGAUUGGCACGCCGGGGCGAUUACAUGAUAUUAUGAAUAGGAUGGAUAUUUUGGAUUUCAAAAGCUUUGAGAUUUUGAUUUUGGAUGAGGCUGAUAGACUAUUAGAUAUGGGAUUCCAGAAGCAGAUAAAUGCUAUCAUAACUGAGUUGCCUAAACUUCGAAGAACUGGCUUAUUCUCUGCUACUCAAACUCAGGCUGUGGAAGAGCUUGCCAAAGCAGGAUUGAGGAAUCCUGUGAGGGUUGAAGUUCGAGCUGAAACAAAAACAGCGAAUGAUUCUGCUUCAUCAAAGAAAAUAGAGUCUUCGAAGACACCUUCAGGUCUUCAAAUUGAGUACUUGGAAUGUGAGGCAGAUAAGAAACCGUCACAGCUGGUAGAUUUCCUUGUUAAGAACCGCUCAAAAAAAAUUAUAAUAUAUUUCAUGACUUGUGCUUGUGUUGACUAUUGGGGACUGGUUCUUCCUCGCCUAUCUGUUUUGAAAGGCUUCUCGUUGAUCUCCCUUCAUGGAAAGAUGAAGCAGUCUGUCAGGGAGAAGGCGCUAACUUCAUUUACAUCCCUUUCAAACGGAAUUCUUUUGUGUACGGAUGUUGCAGCACGUGGACUUGACAUACCUGGUGUAGACUGUAUAGUGCAGUAUGAUCCUCCUCAAGACCCAAAUGUGUUCGUACAUAGGGUUGGUCGAACUGCUCGGCUGGGUAAACAAGGCCAUGCUGUUGUCUUCUUAUUACCAAAGGAGGAAUCAUAUGUAGAAUUCUUGCGUAUAAGAAGAGUUCCUCUUCAAGAGAGAAUGUGCUCCGAUAAUGCACCUGAUGUUAUACCCGAGAUUCGUUCUGCGGCAACAAAAGAUCGUGAUGUCAUGGAGAAGGGAGUCAGGGCAUUUGUUUCUUACAUUCGUGCUUAUAAAGAGCAUCAUUGCUCUUAUAUUUUCAGGUGGAAAGAACUUGAAAUUGGCAAAUUAGCCACAGGACAUGGCUUAUUGCAACUUCCUUUAGUGCCAGAGAUAAAACGCCACUCACUAUCCACCGUGGGAUUUGAACCAGUUAAAGAUAUCAAUUUCGAGGAGAUUAGGUUCAGGGAUAAAUCAAGGGAGAAACAAAGGAAGAAAAACCUGCAAGUAAAGAAAGAAGCCAAAGAGAAAGAGCCAAAACCUAAAAAACCAAAGAAAACUCCUGAAGUACCUACGGCCAUGAGAAAGCAAACAGCCAAACAGAGACGUGCUAAGCAGACAGUUGAAGAUGAAGAAGAGUUGACGCAAGAAUACCGCUUGUUAAAGAAAUUGAAGAAAGGGACCAUAGAUGAGGAUGAAUAUGCCAAGUUGACAGGCACAGAGGAUUUACUUUGAAAUCUAAGUUUCCAUGUCUGAUUACGCUGCUAUGGAUAUCGUUGUUGUUGUUGUAAUGGUGGAUUGCUGGUUGAAUGUUCUUAAGAUAACCAGUGGACUAGUAUAUUACAGCAUCCUCACAUGCUUCUAUUCGCAUCCUCUAAAAGAUCUGACAUGUAUACAUCUCUCACUGGUAAUGGAACUUCCAGAGUUCAGAGGGCCGACAUCCUUUUUGUUGCCGAUAGAGAGACCUUAUCAGGUGAAUGACAUUUACUGAUUAAUGUACAUAAAAAGUGGCGACAGUGCAGAGAUUUGAAAAGGUACUAGUCCUUGGAUCAGAGAAAGAUAGCCUUUUAUGUUAUCAACAUCAAGAUUAAUUUUAUCCCAAAUUUUGUUUGCUCCCACUAUCUAUAGUCUUUUUAAUGUUCUUUUCUUGCCUUACAUUAUUCAUGAUCUUUUGUUUAGUCUGAUAGAAUGCAGGAAUAGAAACUAGAAGCCGAAUUAUGUUCUAGGUAUUUGUAACAUUAUUAAUAAACAAAGUGUUCAAAAUCAUAUUAAACAAUUUUGUUUGGUGUA